CACGACUGGUCGAAAGCAAAAUUGCACACAACCGAGUGUGAUGGCGUCGACGACGGCGUUUGCCAAGGCCAAGGUACACAUGUCGGUGUCUCCAUGAGGACUAAUACCGCAGCUUCAUUCCAUCGUUCGUAGCUGGUCAUGAGCUGCAGUUUAGCGCCGUACCAUAUCCAGGACCCGAAGAAAGGGCUGGAAGAUCAAUUGAACCACAUGCUCAUGAAGUACAGCGAACCGGUGCAAGGGGUGCUCUUGGCAUUCAACUCGUUGCAAGUGAUCAACCCGUAUGGCCACAUCAUCAACGAAACGCCAUACAUCCACGUGCGUAUUGCGGCGGAUGCGCUCGUGUUUCGCCCGACGCCAGGCAUGCAGUUGACAGCCACCGUCAACAAGGUUGGCAGUAACCACAUUGGGUUGCUCUUGGCCGGGGUAUUCAACGUGUCCAUUGCCGCAACUGAAAUGCCGUCUGGCUUCGUGCACAACUACCACGAAGACGCAUGGGUCGGCAAAGACAGCAGCGCCAUCGCGGUCGACGACGCCGUCGAGUUUCGAGUCCUCCAAGUGCAUGUCGCGCAUGGCGUGAUCUCCAUCGACGGCUCCAUGCGGUCGCUCCAGCCCCACGCUGUCGCAUCCGACCUCCCAUCGCUGCCCAACGUAUCGAAGAAGGCGGCCAAGACUCUGAAGCGCAAGCACGUGGCAUUUGAAGACGAAGUACUGGAAGCAUCCGAGCCGACGCAAAAGUCAAAACAAGCAGCAGACGACGACGACGACGAUAUCGUAGUGGUUACGAAGGCCAAAAAGGCGAAAAAAGCAGCCAAAUCAACCAUUCAGCCACAACGUCAUAUCGACCAAGACGACGAAGCGGUGGUGCCCCCGGUCAAGAAGGCCAAGAAAUCGAAAAAAAAGUCCACAUUGAACGAGUAAUUACGAACUACCCUGGUUUGACUCGUGGCAAUUCUUAAACAUAUUGGUGUACCCGAAAUCUGGUUGACUUUAGUGCUGAU
Aphanomyces astaci is the source of this 998-nucleotide messenger RNA. RefSeq lists its product as hypothetical. The record is from RefSeq and is a predicted model, not a curated record. The transcript is spliced from 2 exons. Bases 139 to 918 code for a protein of 259 amino acids. NCBI's taxonomy places the organism in Eukaryota, Oomycota, Saprolegniomycetes, Saprolegniales, Verrucalvaceae. Gene Ontology annotation, biological process: DNA-templated transcription initiation. Gene Ontology annotation, cellular component: RNA polymerase I complex.